Molecule: messenger RNA, 8554 nt
Organism: Oncorhynchus mykiss (rainbow trout)
Lineage: Eukaryota; Metazoa; Chordata; Actinopteri; Salmoniformes; Salmonidae
Product: protein bicaudal D homolog 2
Biological process (GO): protein localization to organelle; regulation of microtubule cytoskeleton organization; microtubule anchoring at microtubule organizing center
Cellular component (GO): Golgi apparatus; cytosol
Molecular function (GO): dynactin binding; cytoskeletal adaptor activity; dynein complex binding
Source: RefSeq, a predicted model, not a curated record
GACCGACCGCUUCUUCCCCAAUCGCUCAGCAGCCGGGGAGAGGCGAAGGGCAAAGGAACAGCAAUCAUGGAGCAGUUGUAGGGGAUAAUGGACAAGACUCUCCUUCCGGAAGAAAGCAAAGAAACUAAAGCUACUUGACCGAAAACGUAAUUCCCAAAGCGGCAACGAGAAACACAAGAGUAUCAAUCAUGCAGUUCAAAUACAGAAUAAUCGAAUAAUCUAUUCCAACGAAAGGGUUCUCUGUGAUCCUUCAAGGUUGGAACCGCUUCAAGCCGUCCCGUCCCCACAUUGUACGUCGCUGGCGCAUCGGCCGCGGUUGAUCGAUCACCAUCGUCCAUAGUAUGUCCGUGGAGGACCAGCGCUAUUCCGACGCGAUGCGGGUGCUAGAGGCCGGACCGGAGUGGCUACGAGCCGAGAUCGAGCGCCUUUCCCGGGAGCUGAGUGAGACUACCCAUGAGAAGAUCCAGGCGGCAGAGUACGGGCUGGCGGUGCUGGAGGAGAAGCAGCAGCUGAAACAGCAGUAUGACGACCUGGAGAUCGAAUACGAGACCGUGCGCCAGGAACUGGACAUGCUCAAAGAGGCGUUUGGACAAGUCUACUCCAACCAUAAGAAGGUGGCUGCAGACGGGGAGAGCAGGGAGGAGUCUCUGAUCCAGGAGGCGGUGUGUAAGGAGGCCUAUUACGAGCAGCGGGUCCUGGAGCUGCAGACGGAGCUCCGCCAGGCCCGUAAUGUCCUCACCAACACCCAGUCAGAGAACGAACGCCUGGCCUCCAUCACCCAGGAGAUGAGAGAGAACAUCCAAGUGGUGGAGCUGCAGCGGACCCGUCUGCGUGAUGACAUCAAAGAGUAUAAGUUCCGGGAGGCACGUCUGCUGCAGGACUACACAGAGCUGGAGGAGGAGAACAUCUCCUUUCAGAAACAGGUUUCCGGGCUCAAACAGACCCAGGUGGAGUUUGAGGGUCUGAAGCACGAGAUUCGUCGUCUGGAGGAAGACACCCAGUUCCUGAACAGCCAAUUGGAGGACGCCAUCCGCCUGAAGGAGAUUGCCGAGCGACAGCUAGGGGAAGCCCUGGAGACCAUCAAGACUGAGUGCGAGCAGAAGGCCGCCCUAAGGAAAGAGCUCUCCCACUACAUGAGCAUAGGCGACUCUAUGUACCACAGCCCCCUCAGCAUCUCUCUGGAUGGGCUCAAGUUCAGUGAUGACGCAGGCACGGAACCCAACAACGACGAGGCUCUCCAGGGUUACGAGAAUGGCUUCAGCAAGCUUGCCAACGCCAUCACUGAGGACAACCGUGCGUCCACGCCCAAGAAGGGUGACCUGUUCCGCCCCGUCCCCAGCCUGGUAGACGACCUGCUGAGUGAACUCAACAUCUCUGAGAUCCAGAAACUCAAACAGCAGCUUCUGCAGAUGGAGCGUGAGAAGGUGUCUCUGGUGUCCACGCUGCAGGACUCCCAGAAGCAGUUGGAGCAGGCCCACGGGGCCCUGGAGGAGCACCAGGACAAGGUCAGCCGUCUCACCGAGAACCUCAACGCCAUCCGGAGGCUACAGGCCAGCAAGGAGCGCCAGUCAGCACUGGACAAUGAGAAGGAGCGCGACAGCAACGAGGACGGGGACUACUACGAGGUGGACAUCAACGGACCCGAGAUCCUGGAAUGCAAGUACAAGGUUGCGGUGUCGGAGGCAGGUGAGCUAAAGGAGGAGCUGAAAACACUGAAGGCAGAGUACCACUCCUGUCAGUCACACUAUGAGGAGGAGCGAGGCCGUCUGGAGACUCAUGUCACAGCCCUUGGAGAGAAGCUGGCCUCUCUGGAGAAGACCAGCCACGUGGAGAGAGAGGAGAAGGCCAGGCUGGAGAAGGCGCUGCGCAAGGUGAGUGACGUGGCAGGCGAGUCCCAGGGCAGCCUGAGCGUAGCGCAGGACGAGCUGGUCACCUUCAGCGAGGAGCUGGCCACACUCUACAACCACGUGUGCAUGUGCAACAACCAGACUCCCAACCGCGUCAUGCUCGACUUCUACAAGCAGGGCAAGGGCGGGCGCACCAGCCCUGAGGGUCGCGGCCACCGCUCCCCCAUACUGCUCACUAAGGGCCUGUUCCCCGUCCCCGAAGCUGCCGACAGCACCCCGUCCCCUGUCUCCUCUCCCCCCUCGCCCCGGGAACCAAUGAACGUGUACAACCUGGUGGCCAUCAUCCGGGACCAGAUCAAGCACCUCCAGCUGGCGGUGGACCGCACCACAGAGCUGUCCCGUCAGAGGAUGGCCUCUCUGGAGCUAGGCACAGUGGCUGAUAAGGACAAGGAGGCCUGCAUGGGGGAAAUUCUCAAACUCAAGUCCCUCCUCAGCACCAAGAGGGAGCAGAUCGCCACCCUGAGGACCGUGCUCAAAGCCAACAAACAGACUGCUGAGGUGGCGCUGGCCAACCUGAAGAGUAAGUAUGAGAAUGAGAAGGCCAUGGUGACGGAAACCAUGAUGAAGCUGAGGAACGAACUCAAGGCCCUGAAGGAGGACGCCGCCACCUUCUCCUCACUCAGGGCCAUGUUUGCCACACGCUGUGAUGAGUAUGUGACUCAGCUGGAUGAGAUGCAGAGACAGCUGUCUGCGGCGGAGGAUGAGAAGAAGACCCUGAACUCCCUGCUCCGUAUGGCCAUCCAGCAGAAGCUGGCCCUGACCCAGCGCCUGGAGGACCUGGAGUUUGACACCGAGCAGACCCGCCGCGGAGGCAAACCAAAAGCCAAAACCACUAACGGCAGAACCACUAACGGGCAGAUCAACGCCGCCAACAACCCACGCAUUAGUCACGGCCUCACCUGUGCCGGGAUCGGCCGCCCCAACGAGCUCAACGCCAUGCCCAACUGCAUCCGUGGAGGCCCUGUGGUCUUCUGCAGCGAGAAGUACAAGAUCUACUGCGACUGAAGCGGCUGCGUUGUCAGCACGGGACUGCUGUGUACAGAGGGGAGGAGCCCGAGGCUCUCCCCUGCAUUAAUGUUAAAGAGCCCCACUAUGCUCGCUUAGCUCCCUGCCUGCCCAGCCUGUAGCCACAUAGGGCCUGGUGUGUGUCUAACCUACAGUACAUAAGUAUGCCCAUGGCCACGUAUAGCCACUCACGUCUGCUAGUGUAAAUGUUUAGGGGAAUGCAGAUGUGCAUGUACAGUACAGUGUGCACUAGAAGUUUGGGACUGUUGUAGACAUAAUGUAUAGCAUGUGGAUAGGGUCUCAACCGGCUGCCGGUAGGCUUCUGUGGAUAUUAUGGGGUGCUGCACUUACGAUGAUGUUAAAGGUGGCAGCAUUUGUGCUUAGUGUGUUCUGAACCCCCUGAGUGUGUUGCCUGGUAACUGUAAUGCACUUAGGGGGUGGGGACUUGGGAAGAGGGUGUCACUAAGGGGUCAUGUGACUGAAGCUGACAUCCUCUCCUUGUGUUGCUCGUCUGUUGGCGUUGGUGCUCCUUCGAUAAAGCCUCCCAUCCUCCUCUCUCCUGGCCCCCCAGGACUGAGCCAGCCCAGCAACCCGCUGACCAAUCAGGUCACUCUUUAAUGUUUACAUAAACAAAUGAAACAAAACAAUAUGCAAACUCCCCAUGCUGUUGCUUAGGGGAGUCCAGUGUGAUUUGCUGGGUUUUCUAACUGAAUUUCAAAACUCUCAAAGCGGGUUGGCUGAUGAUUAGUGAUGUCGGAGGUGGGUGGUAAAGGAGCACCUAAGACCACAGGUGUUUAAUUUCAGGAUUAAUUCAGAUCAAUCGCAUGGCAUUGCAGCUGAGAAUGCUACUGAGCUUUUAACUGUUUUUUCUAUGUAAAAAGGUGUGUGGCACAGCACAAGCUAUGUACUACAGGGCUGUACAUUUUAACCAGAGCAGUUAUUUAGCGUCUGCUGAAAGAAAUGGAGGGCUAUUCCAUGUGACCCAGUAUAUGUCAUAUUGGUGUUCUUUCAGAGCCAUAUUACUAGAGAACGAAAGCAAGACGAAACGAUCUCUACACCUAAAUUAAGUGCACUUCAGAAUAGGUGCCUCAGGUUCUAACUUCUAUUAGAAAAGGAUAAAAUAACUGUGAACAGAUACAAUAUAGUUUUGAUUGAUGGUGAUUUUUGUAACAUCAGUAAAGAUCCUAAAAAAAGCACAAAAAUCAAUGGCACCCAGAUCCGGAUCAUAAUUCUGCAAACAAAACUGACAACCUUCAGCAAAGUGCCUGUCGACCCAAGCACUUGAUAUCAACUAUAUCUAUCUAUCGAUGUAAAGCCCCGUCUUUGUGUCUAUCACCCUGAUGCUCAUCUCUCCCUCUAUCUCCUUUCCCUCUCUUUUUGGAGGCCCUUUUGAGCUCUCAAAUGAACUAUGUGUGGUUAUGUGGCUGAAAACCCUGUCCUCCUCCUCAUGACUCUAACCUGUGUCUCGUCACUUGGUUGUCAUGACAACCCCUCUCUCUCUCUUUUAGAUUGUCAGCAGCUUGCUCGCCCUGAAACGCCACUCCCCCUUUAAGUCGAGAGGGGGAUUUGUGUGUGUGGGGGGGGGGGGGGGGGGGGGGGGGACUCUGAAUAUCAUCAGGUAACGUCCUCACGCGUAUGCGUGUUCUGAACCCUGCGUGUGUCUGUGUGUCUGUCUGUGUGUGUGUCUGUGUGAGUGAGAGUGAUCUCAGUGAUCUGUAUGUGUAUGUUGUUGUCUGAAAAUAUUAUAAAUGGAGGGUCGUUCAUUUCUGAGAUGCUGUUUGUAUGCAAGAGGACAAACCAAUAUACUGUCUUCAUUACCCCCCAAAAAAGCUUUAAACCUUGCAAGCUUGUGCCAGGCAGAUAAAAAUAAAUGUGGGGCUUGUGUUAGAUAAAUCCACGUUUUACAUAACCACACAUUGUUAGCUUUAUGAUGCUAAAAGCAGGGUUGAUACCAGGAAAUCCUUGAAGAUUCAUCAAAUUAUGCUUUUUCUACCAGUAACAUAUAAAAAACGAUAUAUUCUUAAUGAUAUGAUUGUAAUCAGGUUAGAAUCUUCUAGGAUCCUCCUAGGCCCCCUCUCUCUGGAAUAGAGAGGGAGAGCUGUCAUUCCUCAGAACGAGGGACAUCCCCAACCCUGCUUGAGUUGAGUAUGUGCUGUGCUGCCCUACGAGGCCUUUAGACACACAACACAGUAUGGAGACUGUGUUCACAUCAUUCAUACACCUCCACUGAGUGAAAAUCACUCUUCGGUUAUUGUUCCACUUAAGUGACAGCGAUAGAUUCACUCUUUGUUUAUAUCAGUUUGCGCUGAGUGUAGAGACUAGGAGAGAACAGAGGACUAAUAAUAGUGUUUAAACGAUGCUGAUCAUGAAUUUGAUUCUGUGUUUGGAGACAUGGGUUCCAGGGUUAUUUGAGGUGCUCUAAACCCUUGGUGAUUCAAAAAAAUGAUACAUUUUGUUUAACUACUUUGUCUCUAACUGUGGAAUCUUACCAGUGGACAUUGAUUCAAAUUAGUUGACCCUCUAUCCCCCUUUCCUUGUUUCGGCUCUAAGGAUUCACUGAGCAAUAGAUAGAUUUAAUAAUCCAGGAUGUGAUUGUGACUAGAGAGACCCCCCCCCCCCCCCCCCCCCCAGUUCUCUUGGUCUAGUUUGAGAUCAAUGUCCGUUUAUCUGGUGUCAUCAAUAGAAUGCCACCAGAAUAAACUCCUCCUACCUCUGUCUGCAGGCUCUGCCCACAUCAAUGUUGAGUUCUCUCACACGCUCUUAAUUAGAUUUUUGAUUGGUUGAGAGCCUGCAUGCAACAAAUAAAAAACAUGCCCGUUCUCAUUAACCUGCAUGCCAUUGGGGGGGGGGUCUGUGUUUUGGAGGUGUCAAAGGUCAUAGUACUUGUGAGGUCAUCGGCUUCUCGCACUUGCUGGUCUUCCUCAGGCAAUAGUGCUUUUACAUCAGCUCCUCUAGAACAUAUUGACAUGAUGUUGAUAACUAACCCAGUUUGCACCUACCUGUAGUUAGUAGCAACUAUAACUAACCCAGUUUGCACCUACCUGUAGUUAGUAGCAACUAUAACUAACCCAGUUUGCACCUACCUGUAGUUAGUAGCAACUAUAACUAACCCAGUUUGCACCUACCUGUAGUUAGUAGCAACUAUAACUAACCCAGUUUGCACCUACCUGUAGUUAGUAGCAACUAUAACUAACUGGGGCUUCGGCGUUCAUCUUUUUACUCUUUCUUAUUUCGUGUUUUUGAUUGGACUGGCAUCAUUACUGACCAAGUCUAAAUUGACCAAUAAUGCACAUUUUUCUGAUUUCUAUGUUUCUUCAUUUUGUAUUAAUUUAAUUCUGCCCGGAUGAGGAUCCUCAAACUCAGGAUCCUCUAACACUGCCGACGUCACAUUCAGUGUUCCUGAAAUCAGCUAGCCCUAGAGGCCAAAAUUGUAAAACCCGACCAAACAAAAUCUCUUAUAUGAAUAUGAAAUAUUCCUCCAAGUUGCCCUUUAACUCACUAUAUAGCAUGAUCUAUAUGUCCUCUAUGGCCUCUAUAACCUAUAUGACCUCUAACCUCUAUGUCCUAUGUGUGGGAAUGAAAAGGUAUUUCACAUUUCCCAGUGCUGCUGCCGGAAGACGAUGCUCACAAGUACAGUGAACUCUGCCCUCCUAGUAAAAUGAUGAUCAGAGUUUGUGAUUAUUUGAGGUAUCCCUCCCAUGAGAAGCCAGGGGAGUCGGGGUCUUUCCUCAAUGUAAAUCAACAAACCGUUUUGAUCUUUUUAUUUUUUUAUAUAUCUUUUUUUCUUUAACCUGUGCACUUUUAUUAUAGUAUUAUAACUUUAUAUUAUUAACCUAGGAAAGGUUUAGUGCUAUGGUUUGAGUUAUUUAGUCAAGUAUACACAUAUAGGAAUAUAUUUCCUCCUAUAUGUUGUCUCUUUGUAUCAUCCAUAGAGACCAUUUACUCUCCUAAAGCCACACCGCAAACCACAGUCCUACUGUUAAGAUUCUGAGAAUUUGUCCAACUGAAUAAGCAUCCUUUUAUUGUUAUGUCUCAUAUUAUUAUUAUGCUGAUGGUUUGAUUUUAUGUUUGUUCUGCUGCCAUGUUCUAAACGAAAUCCAGGGUGAGCUAAUUCUGGGGUUUUCAUGUAUUUAUUAUUCCUAGGAAUAGUUCAAAGAUAACGCAGAGAAACUUGACGACACUCUGAUUCCAAAAAUGGUAAGAAGUUAUUGGGGGAAGAAAUGGAGUGACAAAAUUAUUUUGGUUUUUCCAGCUUCUUACCAGGGUGUCACACUGAUAAGGGAUCACUGGCUCACAGAAUUCUCUGCAAGUGCAACGAUUAAAUUCCAAAUUGGAAUUGUUUCAUUCUCUCUUUGUUUAUCGUGCCAAAUCUUGGUACAUCAUUUAGGUUUGAAAAGAAUGAAGAAUCAGAAAGAAAGACAAGCCGUACAUCAGUGGGAAAGGUAUAGUUUGGGGCCGUGGCUUUCUGUCCUAAAGCUGCCCAGGAUUUGUUUUGGGUCUGUUUUGUUCUUCGUUCUGACCAGUCGUGCCUUUCAUUGUUUCAAGGGAGAAUCGUAGACUAGUGUUUUUUGUUCGUUUUUUAGGUGUGGAGGUUUGGGUUUAAACCGACUUUGUGAGCAGCAAUAAAUGCAAAGAUGAGCCCUUUUUGCAGGGGUGAGAUGAUAGUUUUCAAAUUAGCUCAAUUCAAUUGAUAUUGUGUUGAAUUCUGCAGGUCAGUGAUCCUAACAGAAAAUUCAGGGGUAUUGAGAAUUUUUUUUUUUUUUUAUCAAACUGGGAACCAAAAUAAAUCCCUUUGGCCUCCUAUUGAACAAAAUGUUACAAACACCACUACUGUGUUCUGGGUAGAUCAGUGUUCUAUUGAAACAUCUAGGUGAUCUCGAACUUUGUUUGGUUAAGGUAAUGUGCUAUCAAUAGUAUUGUUGGCAAAUGUGCAGGGAGCGCAUUUUGUCGUUUGUUUGUCCAUUUUGAGUUUUUAAAUCUUAUUUUUUAUUCUUGAAUCUUUUUUUUACAUCUUAUUCAAGCGUUGUGAUUUCAGGAAACAGAAAACAGAUUUUGCAUCAACAAGCUUGAAUUGUGCCAUUAUUGCCAAUGCUUGUUUGUUGAGGCGUAAAAAGUUAUCAAUACGGUUGGGAAGCAAAAACAAAAGAAGAAAAUAAAGUGCCAUUUUAAUGCUGUUUUACAAGGAAAAUAAACGUUUUCUGUUUGCUGGAAGCAAUAGCACUGUGAUAAUACACUAGCUGUGUAAACUUUAUAUUGUCAUAUUGUGUUUCAGUAUUGAUCCAUAUUGAGUUUGAUACCUUUAUAUGAAAUAACAACUUCAUCUGUAUGUUGGUAUGUAUUUGAAUUGUUAUGCAGUAUGGUAUUCUUCUCAAUAAUGUGCAUUAUGAUUAGUGGCAUAUUCAUUACAAUUUAAUGUCAUAUGCAUGUUCAUCAGUCAUGGGAACCUUUACACAGAAUCGAAAACAAACCUAUAACUUUGAAGAUGUUGAAAAAGUGAAAAAAUGAAAUGAUGAAAUAACUGAGUUUAGUCUAAUGUAAUACUGCUGAACUAAUCCUAUGAAGUUUUGUUUUCCUAUAGAGAAGUGGUAUGUCUGUGUAAAGGUAGUCAUACUGGAUAAAGACAAUAAAUGUGACUAAAAAGA